UGUGACCAAAUACGGAACUUGAGGGAACGUCGAAACAUCUAAUUUUUAUAAAAAUCCUCAAUUGCUACGUUGCCUUUACCUACUAUAUGUUUAGAUAUUGACUUCGCAUAACACAUACAAUCGACACUUUCCAGUGUUAGUCUAAUUUUGAAGUGAGCUCAGCCCACGUAUUGCGGAAAUACAGUAAGUAUAGCCUACGUAAGAGAACUAACAAACAGGAAACGUUUUCCUUAUCGCUCACCAGUCUGUUCACAAGAAAACGAAACAAGACGUGUACUCAUUUCAACAGCAGUCGAGGCGAUGGCUAGCGCACCCCCAUUGGAGACAGGAACACUUGUGGGAUACCCACCUCCUCCAUCAUAUGAUGAGGCUUUGGGAUCAAACCCAACGUACCCAGCAGGGACAUAUGCUCCAGCUGACAUGAAGGCACCUGUGCCUCCAUAUCCACCACAAGCCUACAGCCAGAUGUAUCCAACACCACCCCAGCAAGGUCAACCUGUCACCAACCCUGUUGUAUCGGUUCAGACAGUGUACGUCCAGCCUGGUCUGCUUUUUGGGGAUGUUCCAGUGCAGGCAAACUGUCCAAUAUGCCAACAGACCGUGAUAACCCGUUUGGAGCACACAUCAGGAGCAUUGGUCUGGCUCUCUUGUGCGGGCCUGGCCAUUUUUGGAUGUAUCUACGGCUGCUGCCUGAUUCCCUUCUGUGUAGACAGCCUGAAGGAUGUGACGCACUACUGUCCGAACUGCAGCAGUGUUUUAGGAUCCCACAGGAGACUCUGAAGCGGUCGUGAUACACACCUACUGUGCAUUUAUAAAGGAAAAUUGGUUACAGACAGUGAAUCAGUUCUUUAGCAUGAGGCGUUUCAGUAUCAGGGCCGCCAACACUGACAUGUAUUCAAACUUAUAUACGCACACUUUAACAUACUAGUCUUUUCUUUGUAAACUGAUUUAAUUGUAUCUUUUUUACAAUUGUAUGACUGUUACAAUUGCAAAGAAAUCUCCGUAACAGGUAAUGUGAUUUCUGCACAAUUACAGUGCAUCAUUAAUCGAACUGA
Molecule: messenger RNA, 1055 nt
Organism: Pimephales promelas (fathead minnow)
Lineage: Eukaryota; Metazoa; Chordata; Actinopteri; Cypriniformes; Leuciscidae
Gene: litaf
Product: lipopolysaccharide-induced TNF factor
Cellular component (GO): cytoplasmic side of late endosome membrane; nucleus; cytoplasmic side of lysosomal membrane
Molecular function (GO): zinc ion binding
Source: RefSeq, a predicted model, not a curated record